CAUCUCAGUUUGUCUUACAGCCGGCCUGCUAUGGCAGAAGUUGCAAAUGUCUUCCUGCAAGAUGAAGUGGAGAUAUUGCCCUCUGGCGUUUCUUCCCCACCAUGCAGCUAAGGCUGCCACUGAUCCAGGCAAAGCUGGACGUGUUUUGGGGGGCCCUGAGCCAGGGGGUGCAGGAGUGUGAGAGGAACCCCCCAAAUCAUUGCAAUCGGCCUCAAAAUUGCCCCAGAGGAGGCAAACGCUCCAGCUGCAGCAGGGCCUGCACCUCCUCUUUGCCCCCACCAGGAGGUGCCGUGUGGAACUGUGCUCUGUGAAGGAGCAGGUGAUUGCAUCAGUAUGGGCCAGUAUAAACCAAUACAGACCAGCAUGGACCAGUACAGACCAGUAACCCCUCACUGCCUUUCCAGUGCAAACCAGUACAGACCAGUAACCCGCUAGGAACCCUCCUGUAAUCCCCCAGUGUUCUUCCAUUGCUCCCACUACAGACCAGUGACGUCCCAGUAUAUCCCAGUAUAACCUGGUUCCCACCCAGUCCAUCCCAUCCCUCCCACUAUCCACCAGUCCCCUCCUAGUCCCUCCCAGUAUAAACCAAUCCCUCCCAGUUUGUCCGUGUUCCUUCCCAGUAUAACCCAUCCCCUCUCCAUAUAAACCAGUCCCUUCCAGUGUAAACCAGUCCCUUCCAGUUUAUCCCAGACGCCUCCUAGUUUGUCCCAGUUGCCCCCAGUAAUCCCAAACUCCAAACCAGUUUAAACCAGUAACCCCAAAUCCCUUUCCAGUCCCUCCCAGUCACUCUCAGUUUUCUCCCAGUACAAACCAGUGCCUCUCAGUUCAUCCCAGUAACCACCAAUUACCGCCAGAUGGAGUUCCAUCUCAGUCCCUUCCAGUCCCCUCCCAGUAUAUCCCAGUAUAACCCAGUUCCAUCCCAGUAUAAACUACUUCUCUCCUAAUCCCUCCCAGUUCAUCCCAGUCCAUCCCAGUCCCCUCCCAGUAUAUCCCAGUAUAGCGAGUCCCUCCCAGUCUGAUUGGCUGCAGGUUGUGGGCUUGGCCUCUCCCAUACUGGAGGAGGAAGAGGAAGAUGAGAAGGCGGAGGAAGAAGAGGAGGAGCAGGGGGAGCAGAAGGAAGAAGAGGAAGAGGAGGAGCAGAAGGAGGAGGAAAAGCCUCUCUACCCCCUCUCACUGCAACCACAGCGAGGGCCCAUCUGUGGCCCCAAGGCCCCUUCUCCACAGUGGAAAAUGGGCCAGGAGCUGGGGGCCAAGCAGGUGGAGGGAGGGGUGGGGCUUGAAGGGGGAGGGGCCUAAGGAGAGGAAGAGGGGUUUAAAAAAGGGGAAGAGAUUAAGGAGUGGGGCGGGGCUUAGUGGGGCAGGGCCUGAGGGGGAGUGGCCUGGGGUUGAGGUGGGGCUUAGGAAACUGCAGAGUGGGGGAGGGGGCAUAUAGGAGGAGGGCUCUGAGGUGUGAGGGAGGGGCCUGAAAGGGAGGGGCUCAAAGAAAGUGGGAGGGCUCAAAGAGUGGUAAAGGGAUGGGACCUGAGGAGGAGGGUCCUAAAGUGAGGGAAGGCUCAAAGAGUGGGGGAGGGGAAGGGCUUAAACUGAGGGGGAGGAGCCUGAGGAAAGGGACGGGCUUAGAGAAAAGGGGAGGGGUUUGGAGAGUGGGGGAGGGGCUGGAGGAAGGGUCUGAGGGCUGGGGGAGGGUCUUGGAGAGGGAAGGGGCCUGAGGUGUGGGGAGGGGGCUUAGAGGGGGGAUGGGCUUGGGGAAGGGAGAGGGGCUUGAUGGUUGGGAAGGGGGAGAGACUCAGAGAGUGGGGGAGGAGCUUAGGGAAGAACUUGAGGGAUAGGGAAGGGGCUUGAACAGGUGGGGACAGUCCCACCGAUGGUGGGUGUGGUUCUCAGGGGUUGAUGGGCAUGUCCAAAUCCCCACCCCCACCCUCCCCCUUUCCUACCCAUCUCCACCAGGGGGCACUGCUGUCCCGAGCGACUAUCUUGAAAAAGAUGCUCAGCUCAGGGGCGCUGUGCGCGAGGCCAGAGGCCAGUGCCGGAGCCCAAGGGGUGGGGCCUGGAGCCCAAGCCACCCCUCCCCCGUUCCAAGGACUUGUGUUUGGCCUUUGCAAACCUUCUCCCCCACCUGUGAUUCGUGGCUGGAUCCUUCCAAUGAAUCUGGAUGUGGUCCAGUCUCCAGGGUGUCAUCCACCAAUGAUGAACAGGGUGAGGGGCCAGGCGAGGCGGGUGGCGGCUGGGGUGUGGGGAAGAAGGAUGAGACACCUUCAGGGAAGAGGGAACCACAGAAUAUGGAGGUAUUAAGGGAAAGGGAAUUGGAGGGAAUUUUAGGGUGUGGAUCUGAAACAGGGGAUUUAAGGGUUACAUAGAAUGAAGAGUAUAACAUAUAUAGUACCAGUCACUGUGUGCUUAUAAGGAAAGGAAUGCACGAUGUAUAACAUAUAGUAUCAGUCACUGUGUGCUUAAAUAGGGAAAGGAAUGCACGAUAAGAGACCCCUGAAGUAUAGGAAAGUGUCCCUCUCCAUAAAAGUGCAAAGUCUGCGACCAAGAGACUACAAGCACAUGCGUGGAAAGACAAGGUGAAAAGUUCAACGAGUGAGGAAGACUUUUACUUCAUCGUUUUCUGCCCACAGACUCAUUUGAAGACCACCGACUCAAUAAACUACGCAGCCGCAAUGAAUAUGCAGCUAAUUUCCAUACGAAGCGGGGAAACAGGCGGGGCAGAUAAUCAAUAUGUAUAGGCAAUUUAGAAUAUGCAUGUACUUCCUAGAUAAAUAGAAGGUUAGAAGCAUGUAAGGUACGCAGGAUUUGGGAGGAUGCUCUCCCCCUGGGUCCAGCGCUGAAUAAAAUACGUACCUACUCCACAACUUUACGGGUUGUGAAGUCUAUUUUCCGCGCUUCAUUUGGCACCCCAGAUGGGACCUUCCUGUCUGUCUGCAGGAAUGAGCUGAGGGCCGGACGACUCCACGGCGCACCCCGGGAUUUCCUGGAGGAGACCCCGACCCCGGCUCGCUUACUGCAGCGACAGAAAGGACCACUGGCUGGCGGAUGAAACGUCUUUUACAGAAAAAACCCUCGAACCACACUGGGAAGGACCAUUCCAGGUGCUACUCACUACUUUCACUGCAAUUAAGAUCAAGGAACAGAGCGCUUGGAUCCACCAUUCUCGGGUGAAGAAAGCUCCAGAAGCUCCUUGGAAAGUAAUAUCUGGUGAUAACGGACUAAAGCUCAAGUUUAGACGAACAAAAUGAGCAUAUUACAGUUAGGGGUGUUUGGUGAUUCAGGACGUAGAAAUUUAAUUGUUUUGUUUGUAAAUAUAAUUAUAUUCCAAGAAUUGAAAAGUACCUUUAGCCAGAGCAAUGUUGAAUGGCCUUGGUCCCAGGCUUUUGUUAAGUCUACCGGAUAUAUGGGGAAGGUACAAAAUUUGAACUUGUCAACUGUAGUCAUGCAUGGAAACCAGGUAUAUGAAAAGCAAGAAUGGCAGAAACAAGGGUUGUGGUCACUUCAAGGGACUGUAGGAGAGACCAUCAGAAUAGGAUGUCGAAUGAUUAAUGGAACUACCCAUGAGAAACCAGCUCAAAUUAGUGUGUCAUCUCCCCCUGCAAAUGGACAUAAUGAGAUUUGUAACCAACGCAGUGAGCCAGAUUGUUGGUAUAAUUUUACAUUAGAUAGGACUGUUGAGGUGGUAUGCCUUUGGUCUCAUAGAGGUCUUGGGCUCUCAUUUAAAUUUAGAAUAAAUGCCAUAAUCGAACCUGUUCAGAUUCAGACUCAGAGUACGCCACUUGAACUUAAACUUAUGAUUUAUGAGGUAGGCCCAUAUAUAGUGAGAAAUACAGGACAACAGCAAUUAUUAUUCAACCCAGAAUGGUCUCUCAAGCGUGUUGAAUUGCUAAUACAAACCAAUAUUUCAGAGAUUCAACCAGCCUGUUCCUCCUUCCUAAAACCAUCCCUAGAAGGGUGGACAACAUGGUUACAGAAGCAAGUACACUUUAGGGAUAAGAUGCGAAGAGAUUUAACGGGAAUGUUUGGAACAGGAUUAGGAGUAUUGAAUGGCAUUGACUCUGAAAUACUAGCAAAUAAGCUAGCAACUGCAACAAAUGAUUUGACAAAACUGGGACAACCUCUACAAUCAUCUUUAUUGGCAUUAGGAAAUAGUCAGUGGCAGGUUUCAAAGGUGUUACCGAACUGGGCAAAGACUGAGGACCAGGACCAUAAGUUAAUAAUAGACGCACUUAGCACGGUUCAAGAUAAUGUGUCUUUAGCUUUCAGUUGUGUACAAGCACAGUUAUGGAUCCAAUCCACAGCUGCCUUGGCCAUAAGAGAAGGGAGUGAAGGCACUUUUCCAAUUGAGGUCCGAAAAGUUGUUUGGGACAAUGCUAAUGAUUUUGAAAGAAAAUUCCAAUCCUGGUGGACUCUAGUAAAUUUCACCUAUGAUCCUGUUACUAAUAUGGCCACUACCUUCGUGCUUACCAUACGUAAUGCCACAGUUUAUGCUAUUCAUCCCAUCAUUGCAUUGGGACUCAAUCAUGAGGGGAUGGUGUUGUAUCCCUCAGAGCAUAGGGCGUGGGCCCGGACAGUAAAUGGGAAAUGGCAAACUGUGAAUGUAGAAUCUUGUGUUACUCGAGAACAACAAGGGUUUAUCUGUUAAAGCAAUACAAUUGAUGCUCAAGACGUAUGCCUUGACACCGAGCAAGGUGUAUGCCACUUUGAAAUUCAUCCAGAUGCUGAUCAAAAGACUAUGCUUAUAUAUACUGGUCAAGGAUGUGUAUGUUUAAGAACCACUUGUGUUUUUGUGAACAUAGACAAUGAGAAUGUAACUCUUCCUGUUAAGAAUAACUCUAAUUUCUGUAUUUGUAAUUUCAUUAAAAUUAUGGGAUGUGAUUUUUCAUAUUCAUCACCAGUUACAUCCCACCAGCUGAUAAGGUCUAACUACACGACAUACCACAAACUAUCACCUACGCCCAUUGGAAUGAACCUUACAUUGGUAAAGCAACUGGUAAAACAUCAAGACUUAGCAAAAAUUUUGGAAGAAAUCAAAGAGAGCGGGCAAAAGACUUUAGUCACUGUUCACCAUGAUGUCCAAGAAAUAAAUAGAGUCUUACAAAGGGUUAAGCAGGAUGCAAGCCACAAUUGGUGGGAUGCCCUUUUCGGGUGGUCCCCAACUGCAACUGGAAUUGUGAAUACAUUAUGUCACCCAGUAAUUGUGUUAUUGGUUUUAGUUAGUCUAAGCUUACUGCUGUCUUUUGUACUAUUUAUUUGGAAUUGGAAGAUGCUACAACGGAUGGCAAUACUAACUUCAUUGUCGAGAGUACAUGGUAAGGCAUUAAGAGAUACAUAUCUUAAGGAUGGAGAAAGAGAAAUCUUGUAUUAAGUAAAAGAAUUUACUAAUUUUCUAGAAAAGGGGGGACUGAAACCGGGGAUUUAAGGGUUACAUAGAAUGAAGAGUAUAACAUAUAUAGUACCAGUCACUGUGUGCUUAUAAGGAAAGGAAUGCACGAUGUAUAACAUAUAGUAUCAGUCACUGUGUGCUUAAAUAGGGAAAGGAAUGCACGAUAAGAGACCCCUGAAGUAUAGGAAAGUGUCCCUCUCCA
This is a messenger RNA of Oenanthe melanoleuca, 5579 nucleotides long. RefSeq lists its product as uncharacterized. The record is from RefSeq and is a predicted model, not a curated record. The coding region runs from base 3236 to 4636 and encodes 466 amino acids. Lineage: Eukaryota; Metazoa; Chordata; Aves; Passeriformes; Muscicapidae. The transcript is spliced from 4 exons.